AAUAAAAAGAAAGAAAAAAUAACAUUAAUUUCUAGUUGGCAACUGAAACUGGUAAAAAUCCACUUAGUGCCUAGCUGAAAAAUGCUGGAAUUAGCACGGGAAGCAGGAGGGCUGUGCUGAGAGGGUGUGCAAGCCCCGGUCGGAGCCGAGCUGAAGCAGCACUUGGGUCAAGCCCAUCCGGAGGAGCUGCGAGCUGCUCUCUGUCCUCGGCAUCCCCGCUGCCCUGAGCUAUCGAUCCUCGCAUCACCGGAACGGCACCAGGCUGCCCGACCCCGGGACACGGAACCGGGACACGGAACCGGGACUGGCACCGGGGCACGGAACGGGGAAGGGCUCGGGGAAACGGAGCCGGGAUACGGAACGGGCACGGCGCCGGGGCUGGCACAGGGACACGGAACGGGCACGGCACAGGGACACGGCACUGGGACACGGAACGGGGCAGGGCUUCGGGAAACGGAGCCGGGAUACGGAACGGGCACGGCACCGGGGCACGGCACAGGGACACGGCACCGGGGCACGGCAUCGGGACGCGGCACUGGGAAACGGAGCCGGGACACAGAACGGGGCACGGUGCCGGGAAAAGGCACCGGGGCUGGCACAGGGACACGGAAAGGGCACGGCCCCGGGGCACGGCCCGGGCUGACCAGCGGGGUCCGGCGCACGGAACCCCCGGGAAGGGACACAGCCCCGGGCAGCGCUGGCCCCGCUGGGCCGGUGGGAUCCUCGGGAGCACCGAGCACCGAGUGAGGCCCCGGUUCCGAGCGAGCCGCAGCCCAGCGGAGCGAGGGGAGGGGAGCGGAGGGAGCAGCGGAGCGCAGCGCGGGCGCGACGAGCCCGUUCCGGGGGAACGCUGCAGGAACCGGGCGAGAACGGGACAGCGGGGACAGCGAUUCCCGGCUGAGUGCCUGGAUGGAUGGCAUGGGUUGGUAUCAGUGAUGACUGAGAGAGGCUCCUCUCCUCCGGGGCUGGGAGAAGGCUGGCCUGGGGGUUGUCUGCUUGGAGAAGUUGGCUGUUCCUCCUUGUAGCCCCCACAGCAGUCUUCAAAGCCAUUCCCAUCCCACAUUCAGGAUCUAUUUCAAGAAGGGUUGGGCUGGCAUAAUAGAAGUGACAUUCUGGUGCUCAUGGAAGUGAGUGAAAUCUGUCUCAGGAUGUUUCCUUCAGGUUUGUGAAGACUUCGGGAAAUCCAGUCCUGGUGAAUACAAGGAAAAUUAUGGAAAGCCUCUAGAUUGCAUACUGUGCUUAUAUAAUGUGCACCAGUGCAUUGGGAUCUGGCACCCAGCACCUGACUUCUGCAUUUAAAGGCUAAUUGUUGAAGGGAAAACCUGAAUAGUCUGGAGAAAUAAAUGAAAAUGGAGAUCUGUGCUUGAAGAAGUCUUGAUUUGCAAAUCUGGGAGAAAUUAUGUUUACAGAAGGAAUUCAGAAGUAUUGUUUUAUAUGUUAGGUACUCUACUAACAAAGUGUCCCUUGUAAAUACCAAAAACAUGACACUCAGCUAUUAGAGAGAAAAGGAAAAUAAUCUUGAGGGUAGCUUUGUCUCAAACAAAGGGACAUCAACUGCAUGCCCAGAUGUUUCUUUUCCAUCUCUUACCCUUCAGUAUUGAUUUAUGCAACUUUGCAUAAGAUAAAGUCAGAAAGGAGAUGUGAAAAAAAGAUAAUAAAGAAUUAUUUAGUUUUCUUCAAGAUGAAAACCACCUGAAUUCCCAUCACUUAUAGUGCUGAUUUCAUUGUUGUACACCAGACUUGUGUCUGGAUGACAUUUUGCUUUAGCCAUUAUGUAGUUGAUGUGAUGUGAUGUGAUGUGAUGUGAUGUGAUGUGAUGUGAUGUGAUGUGAUGUGAUGUGAUGUGAUGGAAAAUAUUCCAUAGGAGAGUACCUCAUCUACUGCAUCAGCUGAAGUUUUCAACAAGUUAAUAAUUCUUCAGUGUUCGACCAAAGUAUGAAAAAUUCUAUUUUAUCAACAGAAGUGAGCAUCUUUCUUCAUUAUCCCAGAAAUAUUCCGCUGGAAGGUGAAAGCAGAGCAGAGGAUGACUCAGUACAACCAUUCAGCACAGUUCUCUCUCCAGAGCUCAGCUAAUAAAUCAUUAAAUGUCACUGAGACACCUCUGCCUUGGGAUGAAAGGACGCUCUUGGGGCUGAAGAUUUCACUGUCAAUCCUUCUGGCCGUCAUAACUUUGGCAACGAUCCUCGCCAAUGUUUUUGUUGUUAUUACAAUUCUCCUGACUAGAAAGCUCCACACGCCUGCAAAUUACCUCAUUGGCUCCCUGGCAGUGACUGAUCUCCUGGUGUCAGUGCUGGUGAUGCCUGUCAGCAUUGCCUACACUGUCACCCACACGUGGGCCUUUGGCCAGCUGCUGUGUGACAUCUGGCUGUCCUCAGACAUCACCUGCUGCACGGCCUCCAUCCUGCACCUGUGUGUCAUUGCCCUGGACAGGUACUGGGCUAUCACAGACGCUCUGGAAUAUUCCAAGCGCCGCACUGCUGGCCGAGCAGCCCUCAUGAUUGCCGUGGUCUGGAUGAUAUCCAUCAGCAUCUCUGUGCCACCGUUUUUCUGGAGGCAAGUGCAAGCUCAUGAAGAGAUUGCAAAGUGUGCUGUGAACACUGAGCAAAUUUCCUACACCAUUUAUUCCACUUGUGGAGCUUUCUACAUCCCGACCGUGCUCCUGCUGAUAUUGUAUGGGAGAAUUUAUGUAGCAGCUCGAGAUAGGAUUCUGAAGCCACCCUCAUUGUAUGGGAAACGUUUUACUACUGCACACCUGAUCACUGGCUCUGCAGGCUCGUCCCUCUGCUCCAUUAAUGCCAGCCUCCAUGAAGGGCAUUCCCAUUCAGGUGCAUCCCCAAUAUUUCUGGGUCCUGUGAAAAUAAAACUUGCAGAUAGUGUGCUGGAAAGGAAAAGAAUUUCUGCUGCGAGAGAAAGGAAAGCUACCAAAACUUUAGGCAUUAUUCUGGGAGCUUUCAUUUUCUGCUGGCUGCCUUUUUUUGUCAUAUCCCUAGUCCUACCAAUCUGCCAAGAUGCCUGUUGGUUUCAUCCCAUCCUCCUGGACUUUUUCACCUGGUUGGGUUACCUAAACUCAUUAAUCAAUCCAGUCAUUUAUACAGCUUUUAAUGAAGAAUUUAAACAGGCUUUCCAAAAACUAAUACUUUUCAAAAAGUGUUCCUCUUGAGACUCUCCUCCUGUGUACCUGACCCUUGUGCAAUCUCACAGCCUACCUGAAAAUUUCCAUGCUUUUAUUCCCAAGGAACUGAGUGGUAAUUUCCAUCUCUGCUACUACCCUGUUCGGUGCAUGUAAAUUUCUGGGAAUUUCUUGCCAAUUUGGUACUUUCUGUUUGGGAUUGUACAUGCCAAAACAGAAAUUGUCCAUGCUCACUGCAGUGAUCAUGUGUGUAUAUAAGAUCAAUGACACAUGAAAUAAGCUUUGCAAUGAGGCAAGGUGUGUGAACCAGGGAGUUUUUGUGGGAUGAGGUGACACAUUACCCUGAUGGGAGGAAAUUGUGUGUGUAUUUACAAGACCUUAUAUUUCUGCUGUAUAUUAUUAACCAUUUAUGUCAGCUGAGAGAGUUUCUGGAGAGCAGGAUCUGAUAUUUAUAUUUUCUAUGGCAUGUAUCUUACCCAUGUGAAGCUGAUAAAACCUGUAAUUCUUUCAGAAGAUGUGUGACACAGCCUGACUAUAAUCAGCAGCAGGGCAGAGCAGCAUAGAACAGAUGUAAGUUGUGUGGAUAUUUCACAAAUGCUGCAUCUGAAGCUAUGCUUUUUGGUGAAGUAUAGAAAGGAGACAAUUUAGUUGAAUUAAUUAUUACACGUUUUAUCAUGAAUAAAACAGUCAGUGAAGAAAUGCUACAAAAUAAAUAGCAUGAAAACAAUUGAUCUUA
Melospiza melodia melodia is the source of this 3866-nucleotide messenger RNA. RefSeq names its product 5-hydroxytryptamine receptor 1D (gene HTR1D). The coding region runs from base 2024 to 3160 and encodes 378 amino acids. NCBI's taxonomy places the organism in Eukaryota, Metazoa, Chordata, Aves, Passeriformes, Passerellidae. The transcript is spliced from 2 exons. Gene Ontology annotation, molecular function: G protein-coupled serotonin receptor activity; dopamine neurotransmitter receptor activity, coupled via Gs. Gene Ontology annotation, biological process: adenylate cyclase-activating adrenergic receptor signaling pathway; smooth muscle contraction; G protein-coupled dopamine receptor signaling pathway. Gene Ontology annotation, cellular component: plasma membrane. The record is from RefSeq and is a predicted model, not a curated record.